AUGGCUCGAGCUAAUCGCUUUCUUCGCCAAUCUUCUGCAGCCGAAACAAGGAAGUUAGUAGAAACUGAUAUAUUCCCAAAUGAAGUAAACUACCUCAUGAAGAUCUCCGUUGGUACUCCACCUGUAGAGAGAUGGGCAACAAUAGACACAGGAAGCGACCUCAUUUGGUUCCAAUGCUCACCUUGUCCACAGUGCAACCCUCAAAACGCACCGUUCUUGGAUCAAAAAAGUUCUUCCACUUACGUGCCUCUGCCAUGUACCUCAACCCCUUGUGCAGCUCUACCCCAUUACUAUGAUGCCAACGAAUCUAUUAGUUUUGGAGCAAGCGAUGGUGGGCAAGCUGUUUCAUUUCCUAACACGGUGUUUGGAUGUGGACACAAUAACAAUGGAACUUAUGGAAGCUCCGACACAGGACUUGUCGGGCUCGCUCAAGGUUCUUUGUCCUUAGUUUCACAAAUGGGGAGUGUCGGUCGCAAAUUCUCGUACUGUUUGCCACCUGUCGACCAUCAGUCCACAAGUAAACUAAGAUUCGGGGAAGCAGCCACCAUAUCAGGAAAAGGGGUUGUGUCCACUCCCUUGAUCACCAGAUCUGAUAUGAGCUUUUACUUCCUCAAUCUUGAAGGUAUCACCGUCGGAGAACAAACAGUGCGGUUGACAAGUCAAAGCGAUGGAAACAUAUUCAUCGAUUCUGGGACGACAUUGACAAUGCUUCCACCAAGCAUUUAUGACCAGGUUGAUUCUUUGGUAAAGCAAGCCAUUGGAGCUGACCAAUUCAUAGUACAAAUCAAUCACUACAACUUGUGCUACUCAAAUGCUAAGUCCAUCCAGAAUUUUCCAAAUUUUGUGGUUCAUUUUACAGGAGCUGACCUUUCCUUAAAUUCUCAGAACUUUUUUCGUUUCAUAUCCAACGAUGUUAUGUGCUUCACAAUGGUUUCCACAAAAUCAGACGGAUUACCCACUUACGGAAAUGUUGCUCAGAUUGAUUUUGAAGUCAAGUACGAUCUUGAUCAGAAAAAAGUUUCUUUUUCUCCUGUUGACUGUACUAAACAGUAG
Messenger RNA from Prosopis cineraria, 1053 nucleotides. RefSeq names its product aspartic proteinase CDR1-like. Gene Ontology annotation, cellular component: extracellular region. Gene Ontology annotation, molecular function: aspartic-type endopeptidase activity. Gene Ontology annotation, biological process: proteolysis. Lineage: Eukaryota; Viridiplantae; Streptophyta; Magnoliopsida; Fabales; Fabaceae. The coding region runs from base 1 to 1053 and encodes 350 amino acids. The record is from RefSeq and is a predicted model, not a curated record. The transcript has 3 exons.